Molecule: messenger RNA, 819 nt
Organism: Egretta garzetta (little egret)
Lineage: Eukaryota; Metazoa; Chordata; Aves; Pelecaniformes; Ardeidae
Gene: F3
Product: coagulation factor III, tissue factor
Exons: 5
Coding region: 1-819 (272 amino acids)
Biological process (GO): blood coagulation
Cellular component (GO): membrane
Molecular function (GO): protein binding
Source: RefSeq, a predicted model, not a curated record
AUGACUGAUGGUACUCUUCUCUUUUCUGUGUUUAAAUGCAAUCCAGAACUACCAACAGCAGUUAAUAUAACUUGGUCUUCAAUCAAUUUUAAAACGAUACUACAGUGGCAACCAAAACCAUCAGGUUACUUCUAUACAGUAGAAAUACACGGACAGACAUCUGACACCAAAAAAAAAUGCAUAUUGACAACAGAAACGGAGUGCGACGUCACUGAUGCGCUCAGGAAUGUAAGAGAGACCUAUACAGCGCACAUACUCUCUGUAACGUCCUCGCGGGUGGAUAACUUUGAAGAACCACCCUUUGCAGUCUCUGAAAAAUUUACACCUUAUAAUCAGACUGUUCUCGGAAAACCGGAGAUACAGAAUUAUACACAGAAAGGUUCCAAACUGAAUAUUGUGCUCCGAGAUCCACUUACACCAUAUACAUUUCCUAACGGAAGCUUUCUAAGUAUUCGAGAUAUUUUCCAACAUGAUCUGGAAUACAAACUCUACUACUGGAAAGACCAAAGCUCUGGAAAGAAAUAUGCAACAACAAAAAGCCAAAAAUUUGAAAUAAGUGUUGAGAGCACAACAAAUUAUUGCUUCUACGUACAGGGAAUCAUUCCCUCCCGCAGAGAAAAUCGUAACGGUCUAGAAAGCACGGUGCUUUGUACCGGUAUAGGAACAAAUAUCUUAAAUGAAUAUGGAGCGGAAGUCUUUAUCAUCAUAGCGGUGAUAGCAAUUGCAGUCAUCACCCUUGCCAUUGUCCUGUCGGUGAUCCUGUGUAAAUGCAAGAAAGCAAAAGCUGCAAGAGAAAAAGAACCGCUUAAUGGUGUCUAA